Molecule: messenger RNA, 1755 nt
Organism: Aspergillus chevalieri
Lineage: Eukaryota; Fungi; Ascomycota; Eurotiomycetes; Eurotiales; Aspergillaceae
Gene: sebA
Product: putative C2H2 transcription factor (Seb1)
Exons: 2
Coding region: 1-1755 (584 amino acids)
Biological process (GO): regulation of transcription by RNA polymerase II
Cellular component (GO): nucleus
Molecular function (GO): DNA-binding transcription factor activity, RNA polymerase II-specific; RNA polymerase II cis-regulatory region sequence-specific DNA binding
Source: RefSeq, a predicted model, not a curated record
AUGGAAACAUACACCAUGGCUCCUACCUCGUUCGCAUACUAUCCCUCGGACGUAUCGCAACGACAACACACCCACUACCCCAACCACGCAUCGGAGAUGCAGCCCUACUAUGGUCAGAUGCAGUACCCUCAACACCCUCAGCAGCAAGCACACGGUCUUCCCGAUCAACACUACCAGCCCACGAUGAACAUGCACCAAAUGGCGACCGCCAACGCCUUCCGGGGGACCAUGAACAUGACCCCCAUCGCCUCGCCGCAACCAUCCAACCUCAAGCCCACCAUUGUCGUCCAGCCAGGAUCGUCGGCUCUCAUGCCGCUCGACACCAGGUUUGUGAGCACUGAUUUCUAUGGUUUCCCCUCAACCCCACCGCUCUCCGCCUCCGGAAGCUCCAUCAGUAGCCCACCCUCGACCAGUGGUGCGCAACACACCCCGAUUUCGGACACCUUUUUCGCUUUUGAGAAGGUGGAGGGUGUCAAGGAAGGUUGUGAGGGCGAUGUCCACACCGAGAUCCUGGCCAAUGCCGAUUGGACGCGGUCGGACUCUCCUCCGAUGACUCCAGUGUUUAUCCACCCGCCCUCGCUCACCGCCAGCCAGAGCUCCGACUUGCUUUCGGCCAACAGCUCGUGCCCAUCUCUUUCGCCGUCGCCGUCGCCCGUGUCGUCGAGCUUUGAUCCCCAGGCUCAAGCUGGUCUGGUCGCUCAGUCGCAGUCUGCUCUGCCGGUGGAACCUGCCACCACCCACUUCUGUGACCCUCGGGAGUUGACCGUCGAGUCGACGAUCGCCGGCUCGGCAUCGGACCUGCCCCCAUUGCCGACCCUCUCUUGUGAGGAGGAGGACCCCAAGUCUGCUCUGGAUGGUGCUGCCGCUGUGACCCUGCCUGUCCAUGAGAACUCUUCUCCUACCUUCACCAGCUCCACCGAGGACCCUCUGACCUCGCUUCCGACCUUUGACAGCUUCUCUGACCUCGACUCUGAGGAUGAGUUUGUCAACCGUCUGGUUGACUUCCACCCCAGCAACAACGCCUACUUCGUUGGUGACAAGCGCCAGCGUGUUGGUGCUUACAGCUUCGAGGAGGAUGGCUUCCUCAGUGAGCACAGCCUGGAAGACGAGGAUGUCGCGCACGCUGGCUUCCUUGACGGUGCUGACGUGACUGGCGCUCAUGCUCAUGCUCACGCCCACGCUCACGUCUGCGAAAAGUCUGAGGAGGUGAGCAACAAGAAGCAGCGGACCAACUCCCGCAAGCCUAUCAAGCGCAGCAACUCCACCCAGAGCGAGUCGGACGACAAGAAGGCUCAGGCCGCUGUCAACGCUCAGCCUGCCGCCGAGGCCCGCCCGGUCGCGGACGCUGCUGAUGCUGGUGCUGCCCCCGUCUCGGUCAACCGCCGGGGUCGCAAGCAGUCCCUCACUGACGACCCGUCCAAGACCUUCGUCUGCUCUCUCUGCUCGCGUCGCUUCCGUCGCCAAGAGCACCUGAAACGUCACUACCGCUCUCUGCACACCCAGGACAAGCCCUUCGAGUGCAACGAGUGUGGCAAGAAGUUCUCCCGCAGCGACAACCUCGCCCAGCACGCUCGGACUCACGGUGGCCAGUCGGUUGUCAUGGGUACCAUGGACUCCAACGAUGCGGCUGCUCACUACCAUGACCCGAAUGCACUGGGCGCGGUCCUGUACGAAGCAGCGACCGCCAGCGACUCUUCUGACGCUGGUUCCUCGGGACGCAACUCGCAGAAGAAGCGCAAGCGCGAUGACCAGUAA